Exserohilum turcica Et28A is the source of this 2199-nucleotide messenger RNA. RefSeq lists its product as uncharacterized. Gene Ontology annotation, cellular component: Cul4-RING E3 ubiquitin ligase complex. Lineage: Eukaryota; Fungi; Ascomycota; Dothideomycetes; Pleosporales; Pleosporaceae. The record is from RefSeq and is a predicted model, not a curated record. Gene Ontology annotation, biological process: proteasome-mediated ubiquitin-dependent protein catabolic process. The transcript is spliced from 5 exons. Bases 29 to 2140 code for a protein of 703 amino acids. Gene Ontology annotation, molecular function: protein binding.
GACUCGCUUCACAGCUCAGUCCGCCACCAUGAGCUCCUCGCAGGACCCAAGGAGUCCACCCACCGACAGUGACGAAUCCAGGAUCCUUUAUUACGAUCCGACCGACCCGUUCUGGCGAGAUCCCUCAGAUGAUGACGACAUGGACUCUGCGCCGGGUAAUGAAGGGCACCACGAACAUGAUGAUGAUGAUGAUGAUGAUGAUGAGGGCGACACCAGUUUUCACGAUGCUGCUGAGCGACUAAGUAAUCUCAGUGGCGUUGAGAUCGCAUUUGAACACACUGACGAUAAUGGCGAAGGUGAGGAAGAUAACGAUGAUGAGGAAGACGAAGACGAAGAGGACGAAGAGGACGAAAAUGAAGAAGAGGAGGAAGACGAAGACGAACUGGACCUUACCCGACGACCAGUAAUGAUAACCCGCGACCAGAUCAUGCAGUUACUUGGGCAUGCUGGACUGGGACGUAUAUUUGCCACCGACUUCACUAGGCGAACUUUGCUUCGACAACGCAGACUCGACGAGGAUGAGGAGGAAGACAACGAUGGCAACAGCGAUCAGGGCACCGGCUACGACCCCGUUGUCCCUAGAGGAACUUGUGGUCGAAGGCGUCGCCCACGCGGCAGGGAUCUAUUAGAGAAGGUGCCCAGCGAACAAGACAUAGAGCUGAUGCAAACCGGAACUUUUGGCUCGAAUCCACGAAAAGAGGAUACCAUCAAGAGGAAGAAGAGGCUGGCCUACGAUAUCAUGAGGCGGGAGUUGGGGCUUGGCAGUGAUGGACGCCAGAAGAACGCCACGAGGCUAUUGAAGCAAAAUAUGAUACCCGAGUCAGUCGCCGACACAAUCAUUCACUAUAACGCACGGUGUUACUCGGGACAGUUCUCAGACGACGGCAACUUCUUCUUUUCCUGUGCACAGGACUUCAAAGUGCGCAUGUACGAUACCUCGAACCCUUAUGAUUGGAAAUACUACAAGACUGUCAGAUAUCAUGGCGGGCAAUGGACAAUCACCGAUGCUUCACUUAGCCCAGACAAUCGCUUCUUGGCCUACAGCUCAAUUAGAAGUAUAGUGUGUCUGGCACCCACCGAUCCGGAUGACGACUCGGAACCGCAUAUGCUCGACUUCAACAACACAGGCACCCGACAUCCGCGAGGGUUCCACUCACACUUUGGCAUCUGGUCGAUUCGUUUCUCAGGUGAUGGCCGCGAGAUUGUAGCAGGAACAGGUGAUAGUUCAGUAUAUGUCUACGAUAUUGAGCGAAGGCAGUCGGUGCUUCGGAUACCAGGUCACCAGGAUGAUGUCAAUGCCGUCUGCUUUGGUGACAGCCAGUCACCCCACAUUCUGUACUCUGGAUCCGAUGACACGACGCUCAAGGUCUGGGAUCGGCGAAGUAUGGGCGAUGGUCGCGAAGCUGGCGUUUUCCUUGGUCAUACAGAAGGCCUGACGUAUGUCGACAGUAAAGGAGAUGGUCGCUAUGUGCUCAGUAACGGAAAGGAUCAGACGGCAAAGCUAUGGGACUUGAGAAAGAUGAUGUCCAAAGAGAAGGCGGACCGGAUUGAUCCAUACGCAUACACUACGCGCUUCGAGUACCGCUCCAACGGCUAUGAUUACGACGACUUCCGCCCACAUCCACAUGAUUGCUCGCUCGUCACCUUCCGUGGUCACAAGGUCCUGAAGACGCUUAUCCGAUGUCACUUUUCGCCGCCUGGCAGUACAGACUCGCGGUACGUUUAUUCGGGUAGCUACGACGGUUCAGUAUACAUCUGGAACAUGGAUGCUACUCUUGCGGGCAAGGUCAAUGUGUUGAAGGCAACCAAGAAUUCGCGACCGCGUGACCCAGACCUACAAGUUGGAACGUACGAUUACUGGGGUAGGAAUGAAGGCAAGUGGAUGACUUGUGUCCGCGAUGCGAGCUGGCACCCCAAUGCGCCCAUGAUUGCUGCGACAUCGUGGAAUGGCUGGGGUACCUCGCAAGGAACAUGCACAGUUCACACGUGGAACGAUGGGGUAGAAGAGGAUGAGGCGGAGCCCAAGGUUGGCCGACGUGUCAAUGCACAGCUACAGCAUGACGAGCGGCUAUACAAGAGUGCCGAAGGUCGAUCGAGAAGACAUCCCAUCUGGUACGAUGACAUGAUGGACGACGAAUGAAGGCCAUGGCGGUAUGCGUGUGUUAUUUUUGUAUAGGGAUUUAGGGGCGUCUGGAGACG